AUGGAAGGUGAAUACUCGGUCAUUGAUUUCAACGCUGUCGAUUCAACGGGCGAGCCCCUGCAAUCCUCAGCGAAAAGGCGGAAUUCAAAGAAGUAUCCACGGAAGGACGAAUGGGCGAUGGGUGAAGCACAGGAAGAUUUGGGUCUACCAAAAUCUGACGGGUCCAAUAUCAUGUCGACCAGCAGGCAUACAGACCGGAUUGAUGGGACUCUCGAUCCGUACAUAGAUGACUUCUGUAUGUACGAGGAUUGGCCUCCCGCUUCUCCCGCUGCCGAUGAGAAUAUCGGGUUUACCAUUAAUAGUGGGUGGUCUAGUACAUUCUUUCCAGUAUAA
Molecule: messenger RNA, 333 nt
Organism: Penicillium chermesinum
Lineage: Eukaryota; Fungi; Ascomycota; Eurotiomycetes; Eurotiales; Aspergillaceae
Exons: 1
Coding region: 1-333 (110 amino acids)
Source: RefSeq, a predicted model, not a curated record